Messenger RNA from Anopheles merus, 1658 nucleotides. Its product is annotated as T-complex protein 1 subunit eta-like. Gene Ontology annotation, molecular function: ATP hydrolysis activity; ATP-dependent protein folding chaperone; ATP binding. The record is from RefSeq and is a predicted model, not a curated record. Gene Ontology annotation, biological process: protein folding. Gene Ontology annotation, cellular component: chaperonin-containing T-complex. NCBI's taxonomy places the organism in Eukaryota, Metazoa, Arthropoda, Insecta, Diptera, Culicidae.
GACAGCUACCGUUUCACCGCUGUCAUUCCGUCUGCGAUCACGUUUACCUAGGCGAGGACUUUUGCCCCAACUUUCGGAAUAAAAUAUUCUGGAAAAAUAGGAUAUUAACGUUCGUUUCAGUGCAGUAUCGACUCAUUCCCUUCCAAUAUGCAACCGCAAAUCAUUCUGCUGAAGGAGGGCACCGAUACCUCGCAGGGCAAGCCUCAGCUAGUGUCGAACAUCAAUGCCUGCCAGUCGAUUGUCGAUGCGGUGCGGACGACACUCGGCCCCCGCGGUAUGGACAAGCUGAUCGUGGACAGCAAGGGUAAGGCCACGAUUUCCAACGACGGAGCGACAAUCAUGAAGCUGCUGGACAUCGUGCACCCGGCGGCCAAGACGCUCGUCGACAUUGCCAAAUCGCAGGACGCGGAGGUGGGCGACGGUACCACGAGUGUGGUGCUGCUGGCCGGCGAGUUCCUGAAGCAGCUGAAGCCGUUCGUGGAGGAGGGCGUGCAUCCGCGCAUCAUCAUCAAAGCGGUACGCAAAGCGCUGAACCUGUGCGUGGCGCAAAUCAACGAGCUGGCGUUCAAGAUCGAAAAGCACGACACCGAGAAGCACCGGGCGCUGCUGGAGAAGUGCGCCGCGACCGCGCUCAACUCGAAGCUCAUCCACCAGCAGAAGGAGUUCUUCUCGAAGAUGGUGGUCGACUCGGUCACGACGCUGGACGUGCUGCUGCCGCUGAACAUGAUCGGCAUCAAGAAGGUGACGGGCGGUGCGCUCGAGGACUCGAUGCUGGUGGAGGGUGUCGCCUUCAAGAAGACGUUCGCGUACGGGUUCGAGAUGCAGCCCAAGAGCUACGACAACGUGAAGAUCGCGCUGCUCAACAUCGAGCUGGAGCUGAAGGCGGAGCGGGACAAUGCGGAGGUGCGCGUGGACAAUGUGGCCGAGUACCAGAAGGUGGUGGACGCCGAGUGGCAGAUACUGUACGACAAGCUGGCCAAAAUCCACCAGUCCGGUGCGCAGGUCGUGCUGUCCAAGCUGCCGAUCGGCGACGUGGCGACACAGUACUUCGCCGACCGGGACAUGUUCUGUGCCGGGCGCGUACCGGAGGAGGACCUGAAGCGCACGCUCAAGGCGUGCGGUGGCGCCGUCAUGACGACGGUACAGGACAUCAGCGACAAGGUGCUGGGCACGUGCGCACACUUCGAGGAGCGCCAGAUCGGUAGCGAGCGGUUCAACCUGUUCCAGGGCUGCCCGAACGCGAAAACGUGCACGAUCAUACUGCGCGGCGGUGCGGAACAGUUUCUGGAAGAGACGGAACGUUCGCUGCACGAUGCAAUCAUGAUUGUGCGGCGCACGAUUCGCAACGAUUCCGUUGUGGCCGGCGGUGGUGCAAUUGAGAUGGAGCUGUCGAAAAUGCUACGCAACUAUUCGCGCACAAUUGCCGGCAAGGAGCAGCUGCUGAUCGGCGCCAUGGCCAAGGCGCUGGAAAUCAUCCCCCGUCAGCUGUGCGACAAUGCGGGUUUCGAUGCAACCAACAUUCUCAACAAACUGCGCCAGAAACACGAUUUUAAGCAUUGUUCCAGAAAAUGCAUCCAGGCUGUAUGUGGGUGUGGGUGGUGGGGCCCUUAUAAACGACAAACCAUUGCAAUGCACGUGACGAUAUAAGGGCACGACUC